This is a messenger RNA of Limanda limanda (common dab), 3377 nucleotides long. It is a transcript of the gene zfand4, whose product is annotated as zinc finger, AN1-type domain 4. The record is from RefSeq and is a predicted model, not a curated record. The transcript is spliced from 10 exons. NCBI's taxonomy places the organism in Eukaryota, Metazoa, Chordata, Actinopteri, Pleuronectiformes, Pleuronectidae. The coding region runs from base 234 to 2420 and encodes 728 amino acids. Gene Ontology annotation, molecular function: zinc ion binding; protein binding.
AGCCUAGCCAUUGUUUCGGUUGUCGGCUAACAUGGCAACGAAAGCUAGCGCUAGCAGCGUCGGCUAAACGGGCUCCUCCGCCGCCGUAUCACCGCAGAAGUUCUCGCUGUGGUCGCCCUGCAGGAUGUGUGACAGUCGUGAGGCCAGUGAGCAGUGCCUGUCCCUAUCGUCUUCAUCCUGGGCCAGUCCUCCCAUUUCACCGUCUCCCUGAAUCUGUCCCCCAGUCCACCAAGAUGACCGACAGGAAGGAGCCGCCCUUCUUUAAUGACGACAGUGCUGGAGCUUUCCAUUACAAGAUCCCUUUCUAUGACGAUAUGGAGCUCUUCAUAGAGACGUUGACGGGGACCUGCUUUGAGCUGCGCGUGCUGCCCUUUGAGGCUGUCAUUUCAGUCAAGGCAAAGAUCCAGAGGCUGGAAGGAAUCCCUGUUGCCCAGCAACAUCUUAUCUGGAACAAUCUGGAGCUCGAUGAUGAACAAUGUCUCCAUGACUAUGGCAUUGCAGAAGGCUGCACCUUGAAACUGGUCUUAGCUAUGAGGGGAGGGCCAAUCAACACCAGGAGAGUAACGAUAGAAGAUCCUAUCAAAGAGGUGGCUGACUUGAUGGAGAGCACCAAGGAGGAGGGUUGGGAGAGGAGCACGGCCAACAAGCAGGUCACGUUCGUGGUUUAUCGAGAGGGCGACCAGCUAAGUUUCUUCAGAGUGGUCGACAGGGGGGAUGGCACGCUGACCCCUUUGUCUGAAUCGCUGAGUGGUGGAUCAGUGUACAAUGUGUACGCAGAGGAGGAGGAGGAUGGAGAGAACUCUUCAGCUGCAAAGCAGAGCCUCGAGAACUCCAUCACGAUGAACAAAAUGAAGCUUCUCAAAGCCAAGAUGGAGGACAUGAACCUGAACAAGAAACCGAAGAAGUCAGCGAAGGCGAAGCCGCGCCCCCCUGUCGGCCCACACCCCUGCGGCGGCUCCCUAGGACCUUCCAGCUCACGACACCAUCAUCGCCUCUUUCGCUCGAUCCCCCAGACCAACCAGCCUCGGCAGUCAAAUGCACAACUACCUCCAAUUGCUGACCAUGAAACCACAGACCCCUCGCCCUCUGCUGCAGCAACCUCCGUCCACUUACCCAUCCCUAGACGACCACCUCCCUCUUUCUCCUCGUCCUCUUGUUAUAUGCUUCAGGAGGAAGAGCCGUGGGAGACGUGCCCACCAUUUGCAAAAAUACGGCCCCCUCCCAAAGUUUCCCGGCUGGACAUUGGCAGCACCAGAUUGAUGAGGGACUGUGUGUACCCUCAGCUGCCUCCACUGUGUACAAGGGGGGCACCUGACACCAUCUUUGACCCAGCUGAGGCGGCAGGGGAGGCAGUAAGGCUGGGCUUGUUGGAUGAAGCGACUGGGCUGGUGAUGCCACCACACCUUGGAGCUCCAUUUGGGGAAUUGUCAGAUCCUCUGAGUCUGGAUGUGUCCGCCCAGCCGGAGGGAGGUUGUAUGCCCCUCGAGGUUGGCGCUCAGCACCAGUUACCCCUCUCACCCUCCCCACUUAGUACCUGGACACUUGGGACAAGUGAUACUCUCACCAGCAGAGCUGAUAGGACACAGCGCAGCACGUCUUUUCAUAUCAGCCCCCCCUCUCCAUUACCCACAUCCCCUUCUACCAGGCCUCAGCCUUUCGAUUCCACUCUCUCCUGUUUACAGCCCAGCCUUCAAGCACAAUCCUCUGCACAUGUGAAGACCGGGGACACGUCCCCUCACGCCUCCACCACCUUGUCAGCUCAUCCCCCGCUCCUUCGUGGUGUUAAAGUGGAGACAGCUGGAAAGAGGCCUGAGUUGCUCUCAAAAAGGGAAGCAAGAAGCAUCACUAAGUUGGCCAACCAAGCCUACAAGGAGCCCCUGGGACCUCUGAACAACUCUGAGCUCUUGGCCUCUCUCUCCACAAGGGCCCCAGACAGCAGCAGCGGCAGGGACGACCGAGGAGAGAGUGAGGGACUUGCACUGCCCUCUGCUUCUGACUCAGGACAGGGCAGUCAUGGCUCCAGGCUGCCAUCCAUCCCGACUAACCGGCUCCUUCAGGAUGAUUUCAUCAGACAAAUGUCACCGUUGCCCCGAGCAGCUGCCUCUUACAUGACCACCAACACUAUUGAAUCAUCUGGAGGAGUCAUGGCCUCAUUCGGGAGAAUAGGCACUUCAACCUACCACCUACCUCCAGUCAAGGCUCCCAAUGGCGGCAAGAAGAAGAGCUCUAAGCACUGCUUCCUCUGUGGCAAGAAGACCGGCCUGGCCUCCAGCUACGAGUGCAGGUGCAGUCACAACUUCUGUGCCGCCCACCGCUACGCAGAGACUCACGACUGCACGUACGACUACAAGAGCUCUGGACGGCGAUUCCUGCAAGAGACCAACCCGCUCAUCAGUGCUCCCAAGCUGCCCAAGAUCUAGAACCCACAACCCAAACCUCUAACCAGGGGACGACCAAAACAACCACAGGCUAAAAUGACUGAACGGAGGAGAAUUUACAGACAUUUUAAACAGAAACGAGGCGCUCAUUCACCACCGUGUGCUUUUCUUUUUUCAACAGCCAAGUUUGCUUUAAAAUGAAAAGAAGAUAUUCUGUAAAGCCAAGUGUGAACAAACAAGAGGAGACUGAAGUGGCACAGAACUCAUUAUCACCUCUUGACAAUGUGAACUGUUUAUCCUUUUAAUCUGUUACCUUAUUCUUAUUUCCACUGUGUGAAAACAAAACAACAAAAAAAACCUGUGCAUGUAAGUAGGUAGUUUUUUUUGUUUGGGCUAAAUAUAUCUGCUGCACGUUCAGACAUAUCUAUUUUUAGUUUUGUAAACCUUUUUUUAAACGAAAUAGGACCACUGAUGACUUCUCAUUCGACAAGUCUUUGACAGAUGCACUUUAGAACUAUCAUAUUUAUACAUUUACUUUUCCUUAUUGUGAGGGGGAAGGAUACUUAUAUCUCCGUUUGUCUUAUGAAGGUGUUGUCAUCACCAAGAUUUUUAUAUUCUGCGUUUUUUCUUACACAGGCACAUAUACAUACCAACAUCACUUUCUUAAAAGAGUACAAGACACCGACUUAAUAAUGAAAUGCUUAAUAUUUAUCAAUGAGUUCUACUUAUUUAAAUUCCAGAAUGGUUUUGAAAUAGUAAGUAUGCAAUGUGUGUAGGUGUGAAUGUCAGUUGUAAUCCACAUGCCUAUCACGUGAACUGUAUUAGGAUUUGGGGGCAUGGUUAUGGUAUUUAUGAUGUGUCAGCAGUACAGUGGUUGCCAUAAAAAAAAAUCUUUUGUAAGUCUUUUUUAUUGCUCAGCUGUUGCUAAAACUUAAAAUGCUGUUAAAGUAUCUACAGGGGUUUGAUCUAAUAAAGUUUCUUUUAAGCGUUUGAAUCCAA